AUGGCGCCCCCAUCUACCCAGUUACCCAAACCAAAAUCCCGGCGUCGCCCGCAGUCACCUCCCUGGCGGCCUCGGGGGCCCAGCUCCGAGCCGGAGUCCCCGUCAGACCUAGGAGGCAGGAGUGGGCGGGGCUUGAGGCUUGCCCGCAAGGAGGGAGAGAAAGCUUCGGGGGCGGCCCCUGAGCCCUGGUUCAGGAUUGGGCAGCCCGGCCGGGAAGGGGCGGCCUUCCCUCCCGGAAGGGGCGGCCUUCCCUCCCGGAAGGGGCGUGGCUCUUCAGAGGCGGCAAAUUGCAAGGAGACGCCGCCGCCUUCAUGCUGCCGGCGGACUGCUCGCGCCGGCUGGUGGCCGAGCUGCAGGGAGCCCUGGACGCCUGCGCACAGCGACAAUUGCAAUUGGAGCAGAGCCUGCGCGUUUGCCGUCGGCUGCUGCAUGCCUGGUACGCGGACCCCGGGACCCACUGGCCAGACCUCCCUCGGGCCCUCAGAGUCCCGCCCCGAGCGCCCAGGGCUGGGAGACCGGGCGCAGCCGCCCACUUCGGAGCUGGAACCAACUGGGACCCGGGCUUUGAAGCCACCUCCAGGGCCAGAAACUAAUGAAGAGGACCCCCUUCCAGCAUGCACACCUAGUCCACAAGACCUCAAAGAGUUGGAGUUUCUGACCCAGGCACUGGAGAAGGCUGUACGAGUUCGAAGAGGCAUCACUAAGGCUGGAGAAAGAGACAAGGCCCCCAGCCUGAAAUCUAGGCCCAUUGUCACCUCUUCUGGCACGACAGUCUCCGCCCCACCCCAUUCCCCAGGCCAAGCUGGUGGCCAUGCUUCAGACAGGAGACCCACCAAGGGCCUCUGCCAGACCACGGUGCCUGCCAAGGGCCACCCUGAGCGCCGGCUGCUGUCAGUGGGGGAUAGGACCCGUGUUGGGAUGGGAGCCCGAACCCCCAGGCCUGGGGCGGGCCUCAGGGACCAGCAAAUGGCCCCAUCCGCUGCUCCUCAGGCCCCAGAAGCCUUCACACUCAAGGAGAAGGGGCACCUGCUGCGGCUGCCUGCGGCAUUCAGGAAAGCAGCUUCCCAGAACUCGAGCCUGUGGGCCCAGCUCAGUUCCACACAGACCAGUGAUUCCACGGAUGCCGCCGCUGCCAAAACCCAGUUCCUCCAGAACAUGCAGACAGCUUCAGGCGGACCCCAGCCCAGGCUCAGUGCUGUGGAGGUGGAGGCGGAGGCGGGGCGCCUGCGGAAGGCCUGCUCACUGCUGAGACUGCGCAUGAGGGAGGAGCUCUCGGCAGCCCCCAUGGACUGGAUGCAGGAGUACCGCUGCCUGCUCACGCUGGAGGGGCUGCAGGCCAUGGUGGGCCAGUGUCUGCACAGGCUGCAGGAACUGCGUGCAGCGGUGGCGGAACAGCCACCAAGACCGUGUCCUGUGGGGAGGCCCCCCGGAGCCUCGCCGUCCUGUGGGGGUAGAGCGGAGCCUGCAUGGAGCCCCCAGCUGCUUGUCUACUCCAGCACCCAGGAGCUGCAGACCCUGGCGGCCCUCAAGCUGCGAGUGGCUGUGCUGGACCAGCAGAUCCACUUGGAAAAGGUCCUGAUGGCUGAACUCCUCCCCCUGGUAAGCGCUGCACAGCCGCAGGGGCCGCCCUGGCUGGCCCUGUGCCGGGCUGUGCACAGCCUGCUCUGCGAGGGAGGAGCACGUGUCCUUACCAUCCUGCGGGACGAACCUGCAGUCUGAGCCUUUCCCAUGCUGCCCUUGGCCCUGUUCAGAUGGGGAUUGGGGGUGUCUUCCCUGGCACUGUGCUUGGGGACCCAGAGAUGCCUGUGCUUCCCUGGGAAACCUGGUGAACUGGACCAGGUGGCCUCACUGGCUCUUCUCAGGACAACUAAGCCUGCUGGUCAGGGCUGGCUUUCAGCCUUCCUAAGGCUCCUGGACUCCAGAGGCCAGCGGGGAGCCUUUCCUGGCUCCCUCUGUUUUCUCUCACUGUAGACCAAAGAGCCGCUUGUGUGAUAUUAAAGCCACUUUAGAAAGCA
Messenger RNA from Pan troglodytes (chimpanzee), 2015 nucleotides. RefSeq names its product tubulin epsilon and delta complex 2 (gene TEDC2). The coding region runs from base 1 to 1719 and encodes 572 amino acids. The record is from RefSeq and is a predicted model, not a curated record. NCBI's taxonomy places the organism in Eukaryota, Metazoa, Chordata, Mammalia, Primates, Hominidae. The transcript has 10 exons.